GUGAAGGGUUACACCGCGUUGUCUCGAAACUGGUCAAAUGUAGGAAUGGCUUGGGCGGGUUCUAAACUCCGCCAGAUUCAGAGCCUCGUUAGGGCUCUGGAUCUAGUUACCUAAUCCAGUUACCUAGUGACGUCAUCUAGUUGCAGCUAGGUGCCUCCGUUCUGACCAAUCCUUGCGAAGCCUCCGUAUAGCGAACUUAGCGAAUUCUCCUACCGCUAAGAUGUCGGGCAGAAAAGAGGAGUUUCGGAAGGGAUCACGAGCUAGUAAGCUGGAGGAUGCUGACGGUCACCGACGGAAACCGUUUAGGCAGCCGACGGAGGACGAUUCAGGUGACGAUUAUUCGUCUGAUGAGGACGCGGGUCCCAAGGGAAAACGUGCCAAGGAACCUGUCACUGCGUCGCGAGGCCGUGGCGCGGAAGCUGGCGAAAAAGCGAAGGUUGCGAAAGGUUCUGCGACAUCGGACAAGCUAGUGAAGGGCGCUGCUGCUGACGUGUCGCUCAAGGAUCGACCGAAGGUGUACUACUCGUCAGGUGAAGAUUCGGCGGACGAGGAAGACGAGGAUCUCGUGAAGCGGAAGAAACGCGACGGGAUGCGUGCUGCGGUGAACGGCGAUGUGCGGAUGAAAGACGGCAAAGGCUCGAAGGGCGAGGACGGUAAGUCGAGUGCUCCGAGAAGCAAAGAGCCCGAGAAAGUGAGCUUCAAGCGGGGAAAAGGGCCUCGGGGCGGCGACGACGGGGCGGAAAGGGAGGACGAGGAUCGGAAAGGCAAACGGUCGUUCCGCCAUGCUAAGAGGAGAGACGAGGAGAGCGACGAGGGCGAGGAGGUGGAGGAGGAAGAGGAAGAGGAACAGUUGGGUCGGCGGGAGCAGAAGGGGAGAGUGGUACGAAGGGAGGAGGAUGGGCGGAGGAAGGGAGGGGAGCGAGAGGUGCGCGAAGUGGGGCGGGAGAAGGAGAGGGGUAAGGCGAGGGAGAGGGGCGAGCGGGAGAGAGCGGAUGAGAGAGAAAAGGAAGAGAGAGCGAGGGAGAAGGUGCGGAAGGAAAGGGAGAGGGAGAGAGAGAGAGAGGAGAGGGAGAGGGAGAGGGAAAGGGAGAGGGAAAGAGAGAGGGAGAGGGUGAGAGAAAUGGAAAGGGAGAGGGAGAGGGAACGGGAAAGGGAGAAGGAGAGGGAAAGAGAGAGGGAGAGGGAGCGGGAAAGGGAGAGAGAAAGGGAGAGGGAGAGAGAGAGGAAGGAAAGGGAGAAAGAAAGAGAAAGGAGAGAAAGGGAGAGGGAAAGGGAGAGGGAAAGGGGUCGUGAAUCACGGCGGCGAAGAAGAGAUGAUGAGGAGGAGGAAGAGGAAGAGGAGGCGAGGACGGGGCAGGGGGACGACGCGAGACGCAAGCGAGCGAAGGACGAGCACUCGGGCAGGGGCGAAAGAGGCAAAGGGGUCAAAGCUGAUGAGAAAAGGGUUACAGCGGAGGAGAAAGGGAAGGCAAGGGAGGAGGAGAAGGGGAAGGGGAAAGAGGCGGAGGCGGGGAGGGAGAAAGAAGGCAAGGAGAAGGAGGAGAAGGGGAGGGGUGGUGAGGCGGAAGACGAGAUGGACGCGGAGCAGAGGAGACUGGCGGACGAGAUGGAGAGGCGGCGGAGGCGAGUGCAGGAGUGGCAGGAGUCACGCAGGCAGAAGGCGGAAGAGGAGAGGCGCAGGGAGGAGGAGGCGCGGGCAGCCGCGGGAGGCGGGGAGGGGGGAAGCGGGGCUGGGGGGAGCAGCGUGGCGCAGGCGAAUGGGGGAGGGAAGGGGCGCGGGUGGACCUUGGAUGGGGAGUCGGAUGACGAGGAGGAGAAGGGGGAGGGGGGCGGGAAGGGCAAGGAGGGUGAGAAGGGUGAGGAGGAUGCGGAUAUGGAGGGGGGGGAGAGAAAGGGGCUGAAGGGGAAGGGGAAGGAGAAAGUGGAGGAAGGGGGGGAAGGGGAGGAGGGGGAGGAGGGGCGGAAGAUGGAGCUGGACGAGGGAGAGGAGGGAGAGGAAGGAGAGAAGGAGAAAGCAGAUGUGAAAGGGAAGGGCAAGGUUGAGGAGGCGGAGGAGGAGGAGGUGGACCCUCUAGACGCCUUCAUGAACUCGCUGGUCCUCCCACAGGUCGCCAAGCUACACGCCAAGGAUGCCGCCCAGCCAGCCGCCCCAGCCGGAAGCGCACGGCAAGCAGCGGAUGGCAGCAGUUCGUCCAAGGCUGUCAAGGGCGGCGAUGAGCUGACGGGUGGGAGGGCUGGAGGGGGGGAAGAGGGGGGAAAGGCAGGGGCGGGAGGAGCGGGGGCGGGAGGAGCGGGGGGUGAGGGUGGCGGCAAGGGGAAGAAGGCGAAAGCAGAGGGGAAGAAGAAGGGGAAGGGGCUGAAAGGACCCAUGGUGUUCGGAGUUGACUCGGAGUCAGAGGACGAGGGAGGGCCAGACGAAGAGGGGGAGGGGGAGGACGAGGAAGGGGGCGAGGGCAAGAAGGGUGAGGAGGAGGACGCGGACUUCGUGAAACGAGUAACCGCCGUGGCGCAGACAAAAGCAGAGAAACUCGCCCCGGUGGACCACUCGCAGGUGAAGUACGAGCCGUUCAGGAAGAACUUCUACAAGGAGGUGAAGGACGUGGCAAAGAUGACAGCUGAUGAGGUGGCGCUGUACCGCCGCGAGCACGAGUUUAAACUGCGGGGGAAGGACGUGCCAAAGCCGGUGCUGACGUGGGUGCAGAGCGGGCUGAGCAACAAGGUGCUGGAGGUGUUGCGCAAGCUAGGGUUUGAGAAGCCCAUGGCCAUCCAGGCGCAGGCGCUGCCCAUUAUCAUGAGCGGCCGCGACUGCAUUGGCAUCGCCAAGACGGGGUCCGGCAAGACGCUGGCGUUCGUGCUGCCCAUGCUGCGGCACAUCAUGGACCAGCCCCCUCUGCAAUCAGGGGAUGGCCCCAUUGGGCUGAUCCUAGCCCCGACCCGCGAGCUCGUGCAGCAGAUCUUCACCGACAUCCGCCGCUUCGCGCGGCCCCUCGGUCUUUCCUGCGUGCCCGUGUACGGCGGGUCCGGCGUGGCGCAGCAGAUCAGCGAGCUGAAGCGCGGGGCGGAGGUGGUGGUGUGCACGCCGGGGCGCAUGAUCGACAUCCUGGCGACGAGCAACGGGCGCAUCACGAACCUCAAGAGGGUGACGUACCUCGUGCUGGACGAGGCGGACCGCAUGUUCGACAUGGGCUUCGAGCCGCAGAUCGGGCGCAUCAUUGGGAACACACGGCCGGACAGGCAGACGGUUUUAUUCUCUGCGACGUUCCCCCGGCAGGUGGAGACGCUGGCGCGCAAGGUGCUGACGAAGCCGAUUGAGAUCCAGGUUGGUGGGCGCAGUGUGGUCAACAGCGACAUCACUCAAACCGUCGAAGUCCGCCCCGAGGGCCAGGAGCGCUUCCUGCGCCUGCUGGAGCUGCUGGGCGAGUGGUGCGAGAAGGGCAAGACGCUCAUCUUCGUGCACUCGCAGGACAAGUGCGAUGCGCUCUUCCGCGACCUGCUCAAGUCCGGCUACCCAUGCCUCUCGCUGCACGGCGCCAAGGACCAGACGGACCGGGAGUCCACCUUGCAGGACUUCAAAACCAAUGUGUGCAACCUCCUGGUGGCGACGAGUGUGGCGGCGCGCGGGCUCGAUGUUAAGGAGCUCGAGCUGGUGAUUAACUACGACGUGCCGAACCACUAUGAGGACUACGUGCAUCGGGUGGGGAGGACCGGGAGGGCUGGGAAGAAGGGGCAUGCGGUGACGUUCAUCAGUCCGGACGAGGAUCGGUUUGCACCAGACCUGGUGCGAGCCUUGGAGCUGUCGAAGCAGCCGAUUCCGGAGGACCUGAAGGCGAUGGCGGAGGGGUUCACCGCCAAGGUGAAGGCGGGGAGCGUGGUGGCGCACGGCAGCGGGUACGGGGGGAGCGGGUUCAAGUUCAACGAGGAGGAGGAGGAGGCCAAGAAGGCGCUGAAGAAGGCGCGGGCGCUGGAGUAUGGGGUCGUGGUGGAUGAGGAGGAGGGCGGCGAGGAGGAGGAGGAGAAGGAGGAAAAGGAAGGGAGUGGCGCGAUUCGGAGAGUGGAGGCACCGUCGGCAGGCGGGGCGGCAGCAUCGGCGGCUCAGAGUAUUGCUGCUGCUGUGGCUGCCGCUGCUGCUGCCGCAGCAGCAAACAAAACAGGGGUUCCUGCUCCUCUCGCAGCAGCAGCAGCAGCCAACCCCAUCCAGGCAGCGGUGCAGGCCCGCAUGGCCCAGAUGGGAAUCACCCCUGCUGCCGGCGCCACUGCCACUCCGCCUCUCCCUGCCACCACCCCUCUUGCCGCCUCUCUCAUAGGAGCAGCAGCAGCAGGCGAGUCUGCUUCCACAGCCAUAGCCACAGCAGCAGCCGCUGCACCCACCCCUGUCUCCCGCGCUGCUGCCUUCGCUGCUGCCAUCAGCCUGCAGCACAACCUGGCCAAGCUGCAGCCAGCCGAGCCAGUGAAGGCGCACUACGAAGCCGAGUUUGAGAUCAACGAGUUCCCGCAGCACGCGCGGUGGAAGAUCACCCAUAAGGAGACGCUCAACCAGAUCAUCGACUGGACGGGCGCCGCAGUCACCACCAGAGGGCUGUACUGCCCGCCGGGCAAGGCGCUGGCGGCGGGGGAGAAGAAGCUGUAUUUGUCCAUUGAGGGGCCGACGGAGGCAAGUGUGAAGAAGGCCAAGGUGGAGAUCAAGAGGAUCAUCGAGGAGGCAAGUGCGGUGGAGGCGUCGCACCAGCGGCCCGUGCAGCCAGGGAGAUACUCCGUCAUGUGAGGAAGGAAGGUCGCUGGGGAGAUACACUGUGCCUUGGGGAGUGCUGCUGCUGCUGCCAGGGAGAUACACUGUGAUGUGAUGGUUGCCAAGUGCGCAGUCGGGAAAAGUGAGGGCACGGUUAGAAGGGUGGUGGAGGUGGUCUGUACUGCCAGCCUGGCAAGUCCCUUCCAGCCCGCAGGGCAAGGUGCUGCCUGCUGGGGAGAAGAUGUGUUUGUCGAUUGAGAGGCCAGCGGAGGCGAGUGUGAAGAAGGUCAAGGUGGAGAUGAAGAGCCUCAUCGUGGAGGCCAGUGCCGUGGAGGCCAGUGCCGUGGAGGCUUCGCACCAGCGGCCUUCUUUGGAGUGGUUGUUUUUACUCAGGGGGGAUGGGGACUGGCUGAGGAAGGAGGGAGGGGGGGGAAGAGGGGUGGAGGGGGGUAGGGGGGUUGGAUUGUACUGCCAGCCUGCCUGGGGGGAUGGCUGUGAUUGCGAGGGUUGUUAAGGUUGGGUAAGUGUGGCACUGAGGUUGGUAGCUGAUGAGGGGAAGCUGAUGUCUCACUUAUGUUGUGACUACAUGUUCACUGCUCACUGCUGUGCAGUACUCGUGGGCAGGGCUGACGUUUAAAAAAAAACCCACUCUGAUUUUGGCCCCAAAAAAAAUUUCCAAGUCUGAGUAGCCAGGUUUCUGAUUUCAGGUAGUCUGAUUUUGCAGGAUCCAGUGAGACUCAAGUCUGAUAUUCUCAGGGCUCGCAGGCAUCAAUCAGAGUCUAACGCAC
Closterium sp. NIES-67 is the source of this 5514-nucleotide messenger RNA. Lineage: Eukaryota; Viridiplantae; Streptophyta; Zygnematophyceae; Desmidiales; Closteriaceae. The record is from the annotation of a GenBank genome assembly.